AUGUCUCCAGUUGUGGAUGACAUAGCAGUGGCCUACGAAGUCACCUGUCUUCCAAAGCUGACUACUAUAAGUAAGGCUGACCCCAUCCAGCCUGUGUUUCUUGUCGCAUCUAUUUCCUGCCGCAUCCAGGGAGUGCGUGGCGAAGGGCGUGUAGGAGUGCGUGGUGAAGGGCGUGGUGAAGGGCGUGUAGGAGUGCGUGGCGAAGGGCGUGUAGGAGUGCGUGGCGAAGGGCUUGUAGGAGUGCGUGGCGAAGGGCUUGUAGGAGUGUGUGGCGAAGGGCUUGUAGGAGUGCGUGGCAGAGGGCGUGUCGGAGUGCGUGGCAGAGGGCGUGUCGGAGUGCGUGGGGGAGGGAGUGGCGGAGGGCGUGUAGGAGGGAGUGGCGGAGGGCGUGUAGGAGGGAGUGGCGGAGGGCGUGUAGGAGGGAGUGGCGGAGGGCGUGUAGGAGUGUAUGGUGAAGGGCGUGUAGGAGUGUAUGGUGAAGGGCGUGUAGGAGUGUAUGGUGAAGGGCGUGUAGGAGUGUAUGGUGAAGGGCGUGUAGGAGUGUAUGGUGAAGGGCGUGUAGGAGUGUAUGGUGAAGGGCGUGUAGGAGUGUGUGGCAAAAGGCAUGUAGGAGUGAGUGGUGAAGGGCGUGUCGGAGUGUGUAGGAGUGUGGCGAAGGACGUGCAGGAGUGGGUGGCGAAGGGCGUGUCAGAGUGUGUGGCGGAGGGCGUGUCAGAGUGUGUGGCGGAGGGCGUGUCGGAGGGCAUGUUGGAGGGCAUGUCGGAGGGCGUGUCGGAGGGCGUGUCGGAGGGCGUGUUGGAGGGCGUGUCAGAGGGCGUGUCGGAGGGCGUGUCGGAGGGCGUGUCGGAGGGCAUGUCGGAGGGCGUGUCGGAGGGCACGUCGGAGGGCACGUCGGAGGGCGCGUCGGAGGGCACGUCGGAGGGCGUGUCGGAGAGUGGGGGAGGAAAAGGAAUAACAGGAGCAUCAGCAGGUGGAACAAGGAGGAAGAGGAGCAUCAGCAGGUGGAACAAGGAGGAAGAGGAGCAUCAGCAGGUGGAACAAGGAGGAAGAGGAGCAUCAGCAGGUGGAACAAGGAGGAAGAGGAGCAUCAGCAGGUGGAACAAGGAGGAAGAGGAGCAUCAGCAGGUGGAACAAGGAGGAAGAGGAGCAUCAGCAGGUGGAACAAGGAGGAAGAGGAGCAUCAGCAGGUGGAACAAGGAGGAAGAGGAGCAUCAGCAGGUGGAACAAGGAGGAAGAGGAGCAUCAGCAGGUGGAACAAGGAGGAAGAGGAGCAUCAGCAGGUGGAACAAGAGGGGAACACAUGAGCAGCAGCAGCAGGAGCAGGAGCAAGAGUAG
Molecule: messenger RNA, 1335 nt
Organism: Procambarus clarkii (red swamp crayfish)
Lineage: Eukaryota; Metazoa; Arthropoda; Malacostraca; Decapoda; Cambaridae
Source: RefSeq, a predicted model, not a curated record